AUGACUAGUCAACUAGACGACGAAGGCCUGCAUCCAAUGGUCUCAACCCUUCUCGGUGGCGGCACCAUCCCCACGGCGCCAGCCAAAACGUACAGUCGCGAGCGAAUGAUGGAGCUGAGAACGACGAAAGAAAGUAUGACGAGGCCUGAAAACCUGUCAGAAGAAUACAAUGGGUUGGUAGCAAAGGUUCUGCCACAUUUAGUCAAUUCUUUUAGCGACGACGGAAAAUUCUCUCCGUUUAAAUGGCUUGAGCACCGGUGGGAAAUCGAAGGAAUCAAAAAUCGUCCAAUGUCGAAAAAAAUCGAAUCGUUAUGCGCUGGCGCUGAUGAAAAUACGGGUCUUUCUCCGCAACGGAGAGCAUUUAGCAGUGGCUGCAAAGCACCGACAGAUGACAAGGGACGAGACGGUAAAUAGACAAAAACUGUGUAUUCUGUGAAAACGGGUAAUGGGUUGUAGGUGAAUACGAAAGAUUGGGAGGUCAUGGAAAGAACUGGAGAAAUGGAAGCAACGGAGGUGCGGACAAGUAUGCAUCGAGAGGAAACGACUUCAAAACGUCAUUCGUACGUACAACUUCUAGCAUUUUCUGAGAUCUUUUCGCAUUUUUCAGCAAAAAGGCGGCCAACUAGAUCGCGGCGCUCGUGGAACCGACUGGAAGAAGGACGCGACUCGUGGCACCAAAUUCGGACAACGCAGGUUCCAGAAGCGUCUCAUUUCAGCAAAAUUUUUUAGUUAUUUAAGAGAUGAUCGUCUUGGAAGUGUGAGCGGAAGCGAGAAACUUCCGGAAUGGGCCGACGGACCGACCACGAUGGACGAUAUGAUCGAGUUGCGCGGAUUUGACGAACCCAAAAGUACACUGAUCAUUGCUUGUUUCAUAAUAAACAUCCGCUUGUUUCAGAGGGAAAAAACAAGAAGAAUCCAAAAGAAAAGAAGGAGAAAGAAACGGCGAAGUCUGCGGACGUUCCCGAAUGCGCUGGUUCGCGUCCUUCUUCGAACAAGGCGGCCGUGGAGCUUGAUGACCCAGCAAUCGAGUCUGCUCAAUUGGCCUACAACCAUUCGACGGGAGGCGGCGGAAUUCUUCCGGCGUCCGAUCACGAAUUGGCCGCGCUUCUCGGCUGCCUGGACAUUCAGAAGACGUCUCGGAAGGCGGGCGGCAAGGACGAAACAUGGCCACAAGCCUCCGAGGAGUCGGCCGCCGGGUCCAGUCGUCUCAGCCGGUUCUUCGGCAAAAAGAGCAAGACUCCCGAGUUGGAUCAAAUGCUCGCUUCUGGUGGAGCCGCCCACAACGAAGAGAACGUGGCGAAUCCGAUGCUCGCGAAGCUGUUCGGUCACAGCAGUGGCGGGGACUGCAAUGGACCGGCAUCCGGUCCCAGCGAUAUGAAGGGCGGAAUGCGACUGGAGGAUCUGGAGAAGGGGAUCGAGACGAAGGAACCAUCGAAAAUCAGCCCACUGCAGGAUCCGUUGCAGCACGCGCAACUCCUGCACCAUCUGCAGAAGGUGGCGAAGCACCAAGCGGAGGCCGCUGCUCAACAGCAACUACAUCAUCAGAGACAGCCAACUCCGCCGAACGGAGCUCCACAACACCCGCUUCAUCAUCCGAUGAUGCACCCGGGAAUGCCAAUCGUCGCUGAUCCGGCUCUUCUGGCAAGUUUCGCUCAGAACCCGAUGGUUUUGAACGGAUACGUUGAGAAUCAACUUCAGGAGGCGAUCAGCGCGGCGGUUCGUGCCAACAACGGCCAACCGAUCCCGCAGCAGCUUCGUAAGUUUUGCACCGAUCUUCUUACCUAAUUAUUCAAGCUAUGCUUCCAGACGAGCAGCUUCGGAUGGCUUCGGUCCGCAACAAGGCGUUCCUGCAGUCACAGACGCUCACGUUCGUCCAGCUGCAGCACCAACAUCAACAGAUCGCACAGGCUCAUCAGCAGCAGCAGAAAGGACGCACUCCGGCCAUGAUUCCGGCUUCAGUGCAACGCCAACUGCAGAAGAGCACGUCGAAUGCGGAUCAGAAGAAGGAGAAAUCGAGCCAGAGUCCCCCGGAGGGCGCUCAAGAUCCGUCUGAAUCUCAUUCUCACGCCGACAUGGCGAGCCAGAUGAAGAAGUUGCAUCUGCAGCAGAACUAUGCCAAUAUCGUGCAGGCGAUGAACUCGGGACUCGGUUUCCGUGGUAAUCCAGCGGCUGCGGCUGCUGCUGCUGCUGCUGCCGUCCAACAACAGCAACAACAACUUCCGCCGAACGUGCAGAUCCUCAUGGCGCAGGCUCAACAGCAGCAGCAGCAGGCGGCUCAGCUUCAUCACAUGAAAAUGAUGAUGGGACGUCAUCAGCAGCAACAGUUGCUCAUGGCCAAGCUAUUGCAGAUGCAGCAACAUCAACAGCAACAGCAUCAGGUAAUUAUAAAGGUUUGGGAGGAGUUUCGACGGGGCUCAUUUCAGAUGGCUAGCCUUCAGGAGAGACAAAUAAGUCAGCAUCAACAGCCAGUUCCGUCCGAACUUGCGCAGGUACGCGCAUAGCUUUUCUUUACACAUAAAAAGUUAUCUUUUCAGGUUGGACCAAUCCAGACUCCACUCGAGAAGUUGCUGGCUUCGGUUGGAGUCCAAGGAUCUCAGUUCACUGGUAAGCCCCUUCUGAAUCCAAUCUAAUUCCUCAUAAUAUCAUUUUCAAGGAUCCGGAGAUCGCAUUCCUUCGUCGGCACGCCCAAUGUCUCUUGAGGACCUCGAGAAGCAGUUGACGGCCAAGCAAAAGUAG
Messenger RNA from Caenorhabditis sp. 36 PRJEB53466, 2736 nucleotides. NCBI's taxonomy places the organism in Eukaryota, Metazoa, Nematoda, Chromadorea, Rhabditida, Rhabditidae. The record is from the annotation of a GenBank genome assembly.